AUGAAUAAAGGAAUAGUAUUCAAUCUCAACUUUGAGGAAUGGAGACAGAUUCGUAAAAAUUUGGAUCAGACAUUGAUGUCAUAUAGAUUCCAGAAAGAAAACAUUGUCAUGAUUCAAAAAUUAUUUGGUGAGAUGACUGAAUAUUGGCGGGAUCUCGGUGAAAAUGCACCAGUUGAUCUAUCAAUAUGGAUUAAUCGAUUGUUCUCGGAUUAUAUUUUCCUGACAGCCACUGGCAUGUCAUGUCAUUUCUUAACCCAAGAGUUUAAUAACCAAUGUUCGGGUGCUCAAAAGUUGUCGGUUCAACAAGAGGCAAUAGAGUUUUCAACUUCGAUUACGAAGCAAAGUCAAACGCACAGAGAAGCUAUUCAAUUUUUUAUUUUGGCUCCGGAAUUUGUUUGGCGUUUUGCUUUAAGAGGAAUAACUAAUAAAUAUUUGGAAAAUCGAGUAAAAUUUUAUCAGCAACUUGACUCGAUAAUAGAAAAGCGUCUAGAACAAAUAGCAAAUGGAAAUAUUUUAAAAUAUGAUGCUCUUGAUUUAAUGAUUCAAACAGAAAUUGAUCAUCAGAACACAUUAGGAACCGAAAGCAAAUUGCCGAAUCGAUCGAUAAAUGUUGCUAAUAUUCGUGAAGCGUUGGUAACCGUUAUUAAUGGCUCAAUUGAAACGGUCCCAAUGCGAAUUACUAGUUUUACUGCAAUGAACAAUCGGAGCAACACCCAUGCUGAUAAAAUUGGCAAUCUUGUAUGGAAAUCUGGAACACAAUUCAUUAUCAAUUCGGCAGCAAUCUGUCAUGAUCCGAAAUUAUGGCAUGAUCCCGAAAAAUUUAACCCUGAACGCUUUUUAUUAAACCCCAGUGCAAAAGACACAUUUUUUGUAUUUGGACUCGGACCAAGGACAUGUCCUGGUAAACAUAUUGCUAUAGCGAAUAUCAAAGUCCUUGUGGCGCUGCUUUAUCGCAAGUAUUCCUUAGAAUUGUUGGAUAAGGAUUUACCAAUAAAGCAGAAAUUCGUGUUAAUUAAUAAUUGUAAAGGGGCUAAAGUAAUUCUUCAGAAAAUUUAA
Molecule: messenger RNA, 1056 nt
Organism: Ambispora gerdemannii
Lineage: Eukaryota; Fungi; Glomeromycota; Glomeromycetes; Archaeosporales; Ambisporaceae
Source: the annotation of a GenBank genome assembly